AUGGCCCCUCUGAAUGUUUGCAUGGUCGGUACUGGCGAGUAUACGACAGGUUUCGUUGGUGGUGGUGCCUCUGGGUCUGACAAGAAGGUUGGUGUCGUUGGUCUGACACUUUUCGACUUGAGACGACGCGGCAAAGUGGGCAACUUGAGCAUGGUGGGGACUUCUGGAAACAAGUUCUCUGCGAUUCGCGAGCACUUGCACAAGAACAUCUCCCAGGUGUACAACGGACUGGACACAUCUUUCGAAUCGUACCCAGCCAAUGACCAACGCGAUCCUGAAGCCUACAAGAAGGCCAUCGACGCUCUCUCACCCGGCGAUGCCAUCACCAUCUUCACUCCUGAUCCGACGCAUUUUCCCAUUGCCAUGUACGCUAUUGAGAGAGGCAUCCACGUCAUGAUCACCAAGCCCGCCGUCAAAUUGCUAUCCGAGCACCAACAACUGCUCGAGGCCAGCAGAAAGCACAAUGUCUUUGUCUACAUCGAGCACCACAAGCGUUUCGAUCCUGCCUACGCAGAUGCGCGCCAUCGCGCUCUCAAAACCUUGGGCGAAUUCAAUUAUUUCUACAGCUACAUGUCACAGCCCAAGUCGCAACUCGAGACCUUCAAGGCAUGGGCUGGCAAGGAAUCUGAUAUUUCCUACUAUCUCAACUCUCACCACAUCGACGUCAAUGAGAGCAUGGUCCCUGAUUACAAGCCGGUAAAGGUCACUGGUAGCGCCAGCAAAGGCAUUGCUACCGAUCUAGGCUGCGUUGAAGAGACUGAGGAUACAAUCACCUUGCUCGUAGACUGGGAGAAGAAAGACGGAAGUGGAAGACGUGCUACUGGUGUCUACACAGCAAGCUGGACAGCACCGCAAAAAGCAGGUGUCCAUAGCAACCAGUACUUCCACUACAUGGCCAGUAAGGGCGAGGUCCGCGUCAACCAAGCCAAGAGAGGCUACGACGUGACCGAGGACGAGUCAGGCCUCACCUGGUACAACCCAUUCUACAUGAAGUACGCUCCUGACGAGUCGGGUGAUUUCGCCGGUCAAGGAGGCUAUGGUUAUAUCUCAUUUGAAAAGUUUGUGGAUGCUAUUACCGCACUCAAGGAUGGGAAAGUGUCUCUAGACGACCUCGACAAGCGUGGUUUGCCGACAUUGAAGAACACUAUUGCUACUGGAGCCAUUCUCGAAGCUGGUAGAAGGAGUUUGGAUGAGAACAGAGCGAUACAAAUUAUCGAGAAAGAUGGUCAAUGGGAGCUGAAGUAG
Molecule: messenger RNA, 1245 nt
Organism: Aureobasidium melanogenum CBS 110374
Lineage: Eukaryota; Fungi; Ascomycota; Dothideomycetes; Dothideales; Saccotheciaceae
Product: D-galacturonic acid reductase-like protein
Exons: 4
Coding region: 1-1245 (414 amino acids)
Biological process (GO): NADPH regeneration
Cellular component (GO): cytoplasm
Molecular function (GO): oxidoreductase activity; nucleotide binding
Source: RefSeq, a predicted model, not a curated record